This is a messenger RNA of Hirsutella rhossiliensis, 1122 nucleotides long. Its product is annotated as transcriptional regulator. The record is from RefSeq and is a predicted model, not a curated record. Lineage: Eukaryota; Fungi; Ascomycota; Sordariomycetes; Hypocreales; Ophiocordycipitaceae. Gene Ontology annotation, cellular component: nucleus. The coding region runs from base 1 to 1122 and encodes 373 amino acids. The transcript has 4 exons.
AUGGCGCCCCCGACCGAGGAGCUCGAGGCAGCUCUCAUCGACGGAACCUGCCAAAUCUACAGCCAGGAACCGGAUGCGACUUCGGUCAACAAGGUCCGUCGUCAUGCCGAGCAGAAACUCGAACUGGACGACGGCUUCUUCGCUGGCGACGAGUGGAAAAACAAGAGCAAGGCUCUGAUCAAGAAAUAUGUUGAUAAAUUGCUUGAUGGCUGGACCCCAGAGUCCAACAACGAGGGAAAAGACUCCAAGAAUGGCACCAAGCGCCCGUCGGACGAGGCCGAGUCCCCCAAACCGAAGCGACGGAAGCGCGCCUCUCAGCCACGAAAACGGGCAAAGAAGGAGCAAUCAGAUACGAGCGAACCAGAGGAGAAGCCGAAAGCGAACAAGACCGCCGCGCGCCGCAAGUCCAAGAAACGCACGCGAGAGGUGGAGAGGGAGUCUGAGGAUGAGAGCAAGGACAUGAUCAAGCAAGACGGCUCGGACAGCCAGGACGCGAAAGUGGCUCAAAGCGAGACAAAGGUCGAAUCCGACGAUGAAACGAAACCGUCCGCCAACAAGCCAGCCGGCGCAGAGAAAGACGGCGCAGAGCCUAUUAAAGCCGAAGAGGGUAAUCAGGCCGUCGAGGAAGAGGAAGAGUACUCCGAUGUAAUUGACGAGCUGCCGCAACCCAAGCCCAAAAGAAAGGACAAGAAAGAGCCUUCUUCUAAGCCAUCCAAGUCGGCGUCGAAGAAGGCCGCGGUUUCGACCCCGGACGAUCCCGAUGAAGCAGAGAUUAAGAAGCUACAGUCGCAGCUUGUCAAGUGCGGCAUCCGCAAGCUGUGGCACAACGAGCUCAAAAAGUACGACGGCGAUGCGCGUGCCAAGAUACGGCAUCUCAAAAAGAUGCUCGCCGACAUUGGCAUGGAGGGGCGCUUCUCCGAGGCCAAGGCCCGAGAGAUCAAGGAGACGCGCGAGCUCAUGGCUGACGCCGAGGCAGCGCAGGAGAUGAACGCGCUCUGGGGGCCCGAGAAAGGAGAUGUUGGCGACGACGACGACGAUGAUGCGGGCAAUACCUUUGCGGCGAGGAGAAGAAGGGCUCAGGCCGACCUGGCGUUUUUGGGCGACGACAGCGACUCGGACUAG